AACGUCCGACCGUAAAGCAGCGCGAACGAAUUAUGGUCAUUUGGGGUAUACUGAUACCUUAACCAUAAUAUUGAUGAAGCCAAUUAUGUUGCUUAAGAUGAAAAUUGGCACAGGGAUUUCUCUUCCGGACCAGGUUAUGAUCAUAUUGCAUCAAAUGUGUUCAUUAUUUUUAGUAGAUGACGAGUUAACAGAAGUGUUCUGUCUAAGAACAAAAGUGGUGUAUGGAAACUGGAAGUAGAAACUAAAAAUUCACGAUGAACUUGCAAUUUGUUGGAAAUUAAUGGAGAAUUUCUUUAUGACUUUGCAGCGAAUGUUGUCUAUCAUCCUGAUGAGAAAUCCUGUUUACUUAGCGUUAACAAAUAGGCAAUUUUAAUUUAUACUUUUUCUUCUUCUUCUUCUUUAUCCAGUGAGUUACACAUGAAUCAUUUGAAAACCAUCGGUGCUUAUGUGUUUUAUGAAAUACCAGAGCUGUUACAUCUGGAUCUCCGAGGGAACCAUUUGCAAAUCAUUACAGCUGAAUCGUUCAGUAGUCCAUUUCAAAAUCUUCCAAAGCUGAAAGUGUUAAUUUUAAUGCAACAACAAAGUCCCUACCAGACAACAUAUGUGAUGCACAAUGCCUUCAAAAACCUGCCUGCGUUGAAAGAUCUAUGGUUGAAUGACAAUCUGUUGACAAAUUUCCCUCAUCCAGCUUUAUCACAGUCAUCUUCACCAUUGCCAUCUCUUUUAUACCUGCAUUUAGAAAAUAAUGCUAUUACUUCGUUGUCAAGUUUCACCAGCUCAGAGUUCUCACCUUUACUUGAAGAUCUUCACGCCACUCAGCAAAAUGUUCAUAAACCAUUUGAAAGAAUCACCGCCUUGCAAAGAUUGUAA
Orbicella faveolata is the source of this 870-nucleotide messenger RNA. RefSeq lists its product as uncharacterized. Gene Ontology annotation, molecular function: protein binding; calcium ion binding. Gene Ontology annotation, cellular component: membrane; extracellular region. The record is from RefSeq and is a predicted model, not a curated record. Gene Ontology annotation, biological process: homophilic cell-cell adhesion. Lineage: Eukaryota; Metazoa; Cnidaria; Anthozoa; Scleractinia; Merulinidae.